This is a messenger RNA of Xyrauchen texanus (razorback sucker), 7888 nucleotides long. It is a transcript of the gene abca3b, whose product is annotated as ATP-binding cassette, sub-family A (ABC1), member 3b. The transcript has 31 exons. Bases 208 to 5340 code for a protein of 1710 amino acids. Gene Ontology annotation, biological process: transmembrane transport; lipid transport. NCBI's taxonomy places the organism in Eukaryota, Metazoa, Chordata, Actinopteri, Cypriniformes, Catostomidae. The record is from RefSeq and is a predicted model, not a curated record. Gene Ontology annotation, cellular component: membrane; intracellular membrane-bounded organelle. Gene Ontology annotation, molecular function: ATP binding; lipid carrier activity; ABC-type transporter activity.
CGGAGCAUCACGUGAUUACACCGAUCGGCUCCGCUGCAAUGUCAUCGUCUUUAUUUAUCAAUAUUAUCGUCCUUAUGACUCAUUUGUACUGACCGAGCACAUUCAAGUCUGGAGCCCGAACAUUUAUUCAAUGCUCUCGGAUUGAAACAGACGAUAUUAGUGGCCUGUGCACGAGAGACAGACAAGAGUAAGAGAGUAAGGUUGUGUAUGUUGAAAAUGGCCAUUUGGCAACAGUUUGGAUUGCUGCUCUGGAAAAACUAUGUUCAGCAAAAGCGUCAGAUCUUGGUAACUCUGGUGGAGAUCGCUCUACCUUUGCUCUUCUCAGCCGUCCUGAUUGUCCUGCGACAGAAUGUGUCAUCCACGAUCAACCCCAAUAUAACGCACUACGAAAGUUUCUCUGUGAACGAGCUGUCGGACAAGCUUUACCCCCGUUCCCUGGAUCUGCAGCUGGCCUAUGUGCCUGGCAAUGCCAGCGUGGUCCAGAGAAUCGCUGAGGAUGUUCAGCAGAGCCUGAGGUCAUGCAUCAAGUCCGUCCGUGGCUUUGAAACAGAGGAGCAGUUUGAGAAGUUUGUGAAAACAGACCCUGAAUCAGGGAAGAUCUUGGCGGCUGUUGUCUUCGAGCACUCUUUCACACAUGAUGACGAUCUUCUUCCUCUGCAGGUCGGCUAUCAUCUGCGCUUCACGUACAGCCCCCGAAACGCACCAGGGAGCGAAAAAUUUGCGUUUAAUCCAAACAACGAUCUAAACUGGCACACCUUCAGCCUGUUCCCCCUCUUCCAGCUUCCCGGACCGCGAGAACAAUACAGGUCACACGGCGGCACGCCAGGAUAUUUCCGCGAGGGUUUCCUGCUGGUGCAGCACGCGGUGGACAGAGGCAUCAUGAAGGCAUAUAACAGCACGGCAGCAUCGGCCCUCUUCAAACAAACCCAAGUGCGUCUGUCCCGUUUCCCAUACCCAGCGUUCAUCUAUGACGUCUUCAUCCUGGCCAUCCAGAACCAGCUGCCCCUUAUGCUCGUGCUCAGCUUCACCUACACGUCUCUGAACAUCAUCCGCGCUGUGGUACAGGAGAAGGAGAGGAAACUAAAGGAGUACAUGCGGAUGAUGGGUCUUAGUAACUGGCUUCACUGGAGUGCCUGGUUCCUCAUGUUUUCCAUCUUCCUCUCCAUCUCCAUCUUCUUUGUCACUCUCCUCUUCUGCAUCAAGGUGAGUCCCAACGGAGCGGUUUUGACGUACAGUGACCCCACACUGGUGUUUGUCUUCCUGCUGUUGUUUGCUGUGUCCACCAUCAACUUCAGCUUCAUGAUCAGCGUGUUCUUCUCCAGAGCGAAUGUGGCGGCAGCCGCAGGCGGCUUCAUCUACUUCAUCAGUUACCUGCCAUACCUCUUCCUGUCGCCUCGCUACGACCUGCUGUCACACGCACAGAAAGUGUCCGCCUGCCUCAUAUCAAACGUGGCCAUGGCUAUGGGAGCGCAGCUCAUCGGCAUGUUCGAGGGCAAAGGUACCGGGAUCCAGUGGCAUAAUAUGUUUGAGUCCGUGACCGUGGACGAUGACUUCUCCCUAGCUCAGGUGCUCGGUCUCCUUCUGUUCGAUGCCUUACUGUACGGCCUUGUCGCUUGGUACGUGGAGGCUGUGUUUCCUGGAGAGUAUGGAGUCCCUCUUCCAUGGUACUUCUUCAUUCUGCCUUCAUACUGGUGCAGCAGUCCCCGUGUGGCCCUGCUGAAGGAGGAGGAGGAUGCUGAGAAUGCGCUAAAGGGCGAGUUCAUUGAAGAAGAGCCAGCUGGACUGGUUUCAGGGGUGAAGAUCAAACACCUGGCAAAGGUGUUCAGAGUGGGGAAUAAGACCAAGGAGGCAGUGAGGGAUUUAACACUCAACAUGUUUGAAAAUCAGAUCACCGUCUUACUGGGUCACAACGGUGCAGGCAAGACCACCACACUAUCUAUGCUGACAGGCCUAUUCCCACCCAGCAGUGGUCGUGCAUACAUUAAUGGUUAUGACAUUUGUCAGGACAUGGCUCUCAUCCGCCGCAGUCUGGGUCUGUGUCCACAGCACGAUGUUCUCUUUGAUAAUCUCACUGUUCGAGAGCACUUGCUCUUCUUCACACAGCUGAAGGGUUACCCUCGUGAAAAGAUCCCAGACGAGGUGGACCGCAUCAUUCGGAUACUUAACCUGGAAGACAAGCAGAACGCACGAUCCAAGACCCUCUCUGGCGGGAUGAAGAGGAAGCUUUCCAUCGGCAUCGCCCUCAUCGGAGAUUCAAAGGUCGUGAUGUUGGAUGAGCCCACCUCAGGUAUGGAUCCCUCAGCUCGUCGAGCCACCUGGGACCUGCUGCAGGGUGAGAAACGUGGUCGUACCAUCCUGCUCACCACACACUUCAUGGACGAGGCCGACCUGCUAGGCGACCGCAUCGCCAUCAUGGCCAGUGGAGAGCUGCAGUGCUGUGGCUCGCCACUCUUCCUCAAAAACAAAUACGGUGCUGGUUACCACAUGGUGAUCGUAAAAGACUCUUUUUGUAACGCGUCAGAGAUCACUCGUCUAGUCCACAUGCAUGUGCCCAAUGCCACUUUAGAGAGCAGCGCAGGCGCUGAACUCUCCUACAUACUGCCUAAAGAGAGCACCAGCCGGUUUGAGCUGUUGUUUGCUGAGCUGGAGAUGAAUCGAGAGGAGCUGGGCAUCGCCAGCUAUGGAGCGUCUGUCACAACCAUGGAGGAAGUUUUCCUCAGGGUUGGGAAGCUUGUGGACUCCAGUCUGGACAUUCAGGCCAUCCAGCUUCCAGCUCUACAGUACCAGCACGAGCGCAGGUCACAUGACUGGACGAUGGACGACUCCAGCAGUGUAAGCGGUCUGACUGACGUCACAGAUUUCACUGACAGUGGAACCCUGAUUUCAGAGGACGGCUCCAACAUCAAACUCAACACAGGGGCUAGACUCUACAUGCAGCAGUUCUAUGCCAUGUUUCUCAAGAGGGUGCUGUACAGUUGGCGCAAUUGGAAAGUGAUGGUGGCUCAGUUUCUUGUACCACUAAUUUUUACUGUGGUGGCCCUUGUGGUGGCCCGCACCAUGCCUGGAGGCCACAAUACUCCCCAACUCCGCCUGACACUAAAACAAUACGGCUCUACACGUGUACCAGUCGCCCUAGAGGACAACGCUGGGCCAUUAGCAAAAGCUCUAGCUGAACUCUACACCUCACAACUGCCAGCCCAGAAUGCCAUAGCUGCCACUAAUAUAUCAGAUGUGUCGGAGUAUAUACUGUACAAUGCCGAGAGGGAGGGUGGAGCUUUCAACGAACAGUGCGUGGUGGGUGCCGCUAUCAAAGGCAAAACCAUGAAAGAGACGGAGAUCAUUGGCUACUUCAACAACCAGGGCUAUCACACCCCAGCUACAGCCCUUAUGCUGGUCGACAACGCUCUUUACAAGUUACUGGCAGGACCCAACGCCUCCAUCCAGACAGGAAAUUACCCGAUGCCCCGCAACAUGUCUGAGACUGCUCAGAGCCAGCUUUCUGAGGGUCAGACUGGCUUUGCCAUCGCUAUAAACCUCAUGUAUGGCAUGGCGUCAUUGGCGAGCACCUUUGCUCUGCUCCUGGUCUCCGAACGCUCAGUGAAAUCCAAACACGUGCAGCGGGUCAGCGGGGUCUACCUCUCUAACUUCUGGUUCUCUGCUCUGCUGUGGGACCUUAUCAACUUCUUGUUGCCCUGCCUGCUCAUGCUGGUGAUGUUUCGGGUGUUUUCCUUGAGUGCGUUUGUAGUAGAAAACCACUUGGUGGACGUGUUGUUGUUGUUGAUGCUGUAUGGCUGGGCUGUGAUUCCUCUCAUGUACCUGCUCAGCUUCCUGUUCAACACGGCCGCCACCGCUUACACGUGCCUCACCAUCUUCAACAUCAUCAGCGGUACCGCUACCUUCCUCGCCGUCACCAUCUUGGCCAUACCGGAGCUGAAACUGCAAGAUCUCUCCCACCUGCUAGAUAAAGUCUUUCUGCUCUUCCCCAAUUACUGUUUGGGCAUGUCCUUCAGCCAGUUUUACCAGAACUAUGAGGUCAUCGCCUUCUGCACCCCCAACCCCAUUACAGAGAUAAUCUGCAAGAUUAACAACCUCACGUAUCAACUGAACUACUUUUCUAUUGAGGAGCCUGGAGUGGGGCGCCUCCUGGUGGCCAUGUUCCUGCAGGGUGUGGUCUUCAUCGCCCUGCUCUUCCUCAUCGAGCUCCAAUGCAUCCACAUGCUCCUAAACCUCUGCAGGAGAUACAGGAAGACUCUGCCGCUGGAGGAAGACGCUCUGCAGGCAGAGGACAGAGAUGUUGCAGAGGAGAGGAAAAGAGUUUUGGAGUGUCAGCCAGUGAUUGAGUCUAUGGUGGGCAGCCCACUCGUCCUACAUGAGCUCAGCAAGGUGUACUCAAGCGGACCGUCACUGUUAGCAGUGGAUCGCUUGACCUUGGCGGUCGGGAAGGGUGAGUGCUUUGGUUUGCUUGGAUUUAAUGGGGCAGGGAAGACCACAACAUUCAAAAUGUUGACUGGAGAUGAAAGCGUAACUUCAGGGGAUGCCUUCAUUGACGGCUACAGCAUUCUCCGAGACAUUAAAAAGGUGCAGCAGAGAAUCGGCUACUGUCCACAGUUUGAUGCCGUUUUGGAUCACAUGACAGGGCGGGAAACACUGAGCAUGUAUGCCAGACUGAGGGGAAUCCCUGAAAAAUAUGUCUCAGCCUGUGUAGAAAACAUCCUGCGCUCACUGUUGCUUGAGCCUUACGCUGACAAACUUGUCAGCAGCUACAGUGGUGGCAAUAAGAGGAAGUUGAGUGCAGGCAUGGCUUUGAUUGGCGGGCCACCGGUGAUUUUCCUGGAUGAGCCAUCCACUGGCAUGGACCCUGUGGCCAGACGGCUUCUGUGGGACGCAAUUACACGCACCAGAGAUUCUGGCAAAGCCAUCAUUAUAACUUCACACAGUAUGGAGGAGUGUGAGGCGUUGUGUACGCGGCUGGCCGUCAUGGUGAACGGUCAGUUCAAAUGUCUGGGCAGCCCACAGCACCUGAAGAGCAAAUUUGGGAGUGGCUACACGCUGCUGGCUAAAGUCCACAUGGAGAGCGAUUUAGAGGAAAUGGACCUUCAGCUCUUUAAAGAAUUCAUUGAAACCACUUUUCCAGGAAGUUUACUGAAGGAUGAACAUCAGGGAAUGGUGCACUACCACCUGACUGACAAAACCCUUACCUGGGCACAGGUGUUUGGGGUUUUAGAAACAGCCAAAGAGAAGUACAGCGUCGAUGACUACUGCGUGAGUCAGAUCUCUCUGGAGCAGGUAUUUCUCAGCUUCGCUCAGUUUCAGCACUGUUCCGAGAAUCACAGGAAAUGAUAUGCUCCAGUGCGAAAAGGAUCCUCGAAUUCAUCUCCACCUAUUGAAUGGGAAGUACAGCCUGGGCUAGCUGACCCUCUGUGGAUCGUCACUCCACAGGACAUUGCUCAGGUGUCUAUCUUCACAUACACAUCUGUCACAUGAUCACACACAUGAAUGCACUCCCAGACUCAACCACUGUGUCGCAUGGAGGCAGGACCACUCACGUACGAUCUUGGCCAGUUGGUUUUCUGUAUACGGUGUUUAUUUAAAGUAUGCUUUUAAAUAGGAAGUUCAUCACACCGACUGAAACCGUCCUCAAUGGUGCAUCUUGGAUUAUUGUGUCCUGACUUUUUAAUUGGUGGGUAUGUGCACCACUCGGCCUGCAAUGAAAGGGUAUUUCUUCAUAAUUUGCAAGUGUGACAGGCAAGAUGUUGUUUGUGUGCACUUAUGUGUGAUUGUUGUAUUAUUUAUGAAUGUCUUUGUUCGUUUGUUUUUCUCCACUUGUUUUCAAGUGUGGUUUUAAUGCAGAAGGUAGGUGCGCUUCGCCCCUUUCUGAAAAUAAUAUGCAAAAAGGGUGGAAAUAUAUAUGGGACGUCCGGAACAAGAAUACAGAUUAAUUCCAAAUAGUACUGCACCUUUGGUCUUUGCAAUGUUAUAGGAUAUAAAAUCUACAGAGCAUGUUACUAAGUAUAAAUUCUUAAUUUUAUAGAAUAAUUUUAAUUGAAGAAUUUUAUGUACAUACAUUUUGUUGCACUUUAUUUAGUCACUUAAAGUCUACAUUACAGUUGUUUGCCAGGUAUCAAUUUUUCCUACUGAACAUCAUCAUCAAAAUAGAUUUGUAGAUAGAUUUCAAUUAAAAACCACUAAAUCAUUCCUCCAUUUUUCAAUCAAAACGUUCAUGUUUUAAUGCUUUAUUCUCAACAUGUCCAAUUAAGGUGGGGGGGUUUUUUAUUGCAUGAUUGCUGACUCUUAUCCUCUAUUUUCUAAGAAGAGCGAAAUGGGCUCUCCAUAGAUGACCACUAUAGUGCUUUAUGUAAUUCCAUAGAUGACCACUAGAGGGCGUACAAUGCCUUAAUUUUAUAUUCACAUCAAACUCCAUGAAUCUGUCGAUGCACUAAAGGCCUACUUUACCCUAACGUGGAGCAAGCCAGGCAAUAUUUACACAUCUUGUUAAUAAAUGCUUUUGUUUUUGUUACUGUUGACGCCAGCACACGAUUCGAUCUUUAUGCUGCUGUGUUUGAGUUUGGAUCUGAUAUUGAUUUGCACUAUAAAUGUGGACCAAUUCACACUUUUAGAAGGAUCCAUAGAAAAGAGCUUACAGACCAAAAGUAUCACACAGCAAGAGGGUUUCAUUUGAGAUUAGUUUCUAACUAUGGGCUUCAUUCAUGAAACACAAACGCAAUGAAUUUGUCAAAUGUUUCAUGCAAAUUGUCAUAUUGAAUUGAACACAGCGGUUGGCCUAAUUCAUAAAAGCAGAACAAACCUCUGUGGCUCAGGUGGUAGAGCGGGUCGGCCACUAAUCACAGGUUUGGUGGUUCGAUUCCCGACCCACAUGACUCCAGAUGCCGAAGUGUCCUUGGGCAAGACACUGAACCCCAAGUUGUUCCCAAUGGCAGGCUAGCACCUUGCAUGGGAGCUCUGCCGCCAUUGGUGUAUGAGUGUGUGUGUGAAUGGGUGAAUGAGUCACAGUGUAAAGUGCUUUGAAAACCACUAAGGUUAAAAGGGUGCUAUGUAAGUGCAGACCAUUUACCAUUUCAGUUAAAUUCAAUUCAACAGCUAACAAAAAAACUACUGGGAUUUUUGAGACUUUUAUACAUACAUUUAUUCUGCGUGUGUUUCAUGAUUGAGUCCCAAUUUACUUAAAAAUGCUUUUACAAAUGAUUUGCACAGAAAUGUGUUCUCGUGUUUGACGUUACCUAAGGCUGAACUUCUGCCUUAAGGGCCUCGUCUUACGAAAAAGCCUUUUCUAAAGUUGCGUCACCCUCCGGUUUAUUCCUUGAUUAAGAAAGAAGCAGCGCUACGCUACAUUAGAAGUCAAUAUUGAGUCCGAUGGGAAGACGUCAAGAGUCGUCGACAUCAUUAUAUAUCCGUGCUGCAACUUUCUUAAAAUCUUCUUUGAUGGAAAAAUCUUCUUUUCCAUCCAGACUCCUAUUAAUUGAAUGUACUUCCAUAGCCGAGGGGGAAAACGUGGGUUUAUUUGUCACCUCACUUUAUUUGUAACCCUGUCCAAACUGACGUACUGUUGAUAAAAUAGGGCUUAAAGGUGACUUGACCACAGAUUGUCUUUUUCUAUGUUUUUGUCAUUAAUUUGUCAGUUUUUAAUAAGUUUGCACAGUGCUAUGGCUGUCAUGUCUGAACUGCUUGUUAUGCAACUGAUAUAUUGCAUUUUAAGGUCAGAGAAGGCAAAGUUGAACAUAUUCAUGAUGAUAAUGUUGAUUUAAAUGGUAAAAUGCACCAUAAUGCAAAAAGGGAAUUGUAAUCUUGUGUACUGUAUCUCUAAAUUAACUGUGUACAAUGUACGUAUUGCCAUUUCUCCCCCCUUUUUUAAUUAAAAAUGCCUUAUGCA